Messenger RNA from Lycium barbarum (goji berry), 1611 nucleotides. RefSeq names its product putative disease resistance protein RGA3. Gene Ontology annotation, molecular function: ADP binding. Bases 1 to 1611 code for a protein of 536 amino acids. Gene Ontology annotation, biological process: defense response to other organism. The transcript is spliced from 4 exons. Lineage: Eukaryota; Viridiplantae; Streptophyta; Magnoliopsida; Solanales; Solanaceae. The record is from RefSeq and is a predicted model, not a curated record.
AUGUUUCUUGAAAUUCGAAAGCCCGUUAAAAAGUUGGAUAAGAUAGGCAGGUACAGAAAUGCAGCGAUGAUGAUUGGACGUGGGGGUUUUAUGCAUACUCGUGCAUCUGUGCGUUACACUGGUAUUGUAGGGAGGGACUCUGAUAGAGAUAUUGUUGUUGAAAUGCUUUUAAAAUCAGGAAAUGAAGAUACCCUUUUUGUAUUUCCCAUUGUUGGAGUUGGAGGAAUUGGAAAAACUACUCUUGCAAAACUGGUGUAUAAUGAUCCAAGGAUAGUUAGAGAAGAUUUGUGUGAGAAUCUUGGUAUGAAUGAACUGCAGAAACUCGUUCGUGAGACAUUGUAUGAAAAGAAUUAUUUGGUUGUUUUAGAUGAUGUAUGGAAUGAGUACCCGGUGAAGUGGAAUGAAUUGAAGAAGUUGUUGAUUGUGGGUUCUUGUGGAAGCAAGAUUCUUGUAACUACUCGGAACGAAGCAGUAGCUUCGUUAAUGGGAACCGUUCCUGCAUACUGUUUGAAAGAAGUGCGAGGGAAAUCCCUUAUUCUUAAUGACUGUAGGAUUUUCAUUGCGUAUGGAACUGAUGAAUGGAAGUGGGAUGAUGUUGAAGAUCAUGAUAUGUGGAACUCAAAUCAGGAUGACAAAAUUGCACCUGCACUAAGUGUGAGCUACGAGCGAUUGCCAUCUAAUCCCAAAGUUUGUCUUGCUUAUUGCUCAAUAUUUCCCAAGGGCUGUGCGAUUGAAAUAGAUAAAUUGAUACAGUUGUGGGUAGCAGAGGGACUCAUUACAGCACAGGUUGAAUUCUGUACGGUAAAUUCUCACAUACAAAAUAUUUCUGAUGAGGUCAGACAUGUGGCAUUUUCUGACUAUGAUUUGUCAGGCAAGAAACUUCCAGCAUCCCUUGUCAGUAACCAGGCAUUAAGGACUAUAUCUUUCUCCGUUAAUGGAGUAGGGCCGAUGAGUACAAUGUUCGUUGAGAACUGCAUAGCAAGAUUCAUGCAACUUAAGGUGCUAGAUAUCAGUGAUUCAUGUUUUGAUGAGCUGCCUAGCUCCGUUGGCGAAUUGAAGUAUUUAAGAUAUCUUGACGUAAGUGCCAAUGGUAGCAUUAAAGAAUUACCUGAUUCAAUUAACGAGUUGCUGAGCUUACAAACACUGCGAGUUUCUCAUUGUGCACGACUUGAAGGACUACCUAAAGAUAUUGGAAACUUGAUCAGUCUAAGACACUUGCAUAUAACCACCAAGCAAGCCUUUUUGCCUGAUAAAGCAAUUGGCUGCUUAUCAUCUCUUCGUUCUUUGUUUAUUUACAGCUGCAACAAUCUCGUAUCUUUGUCUGAAGGUCUGCAACAUCUGACUAGCCUUCGCACACUGGCAAUUAUUGGCUGCCCAAGACUGACCUUUUUCCCAAGUGCUAUGAAACACCUUACUGCUCUGGAGAAUCUGUUGAUUGUUGACUGUGAAGAGCUGACAUUGUUGGAGUGGCAAGAUAUCGAAGGACUUAGGAUGGUCCGGUCAUUGGUUAUUGGAGGCUUACCCGAAUUGGAGUCAAAAGAUGUUCAUUGCCUUGGGAGCCUUCAGAUGUUGGUGCUUGCUGGUUUACCACAAUUAGUUACUUUGCCCUGA